This is a messenger RNA of Alosa alosa (allis shad), 1910 nucleotides long. RefSeq names its product zinc finger protein 394-like. Lineage: Eukaryota; Metazoa; Chordata; Actinopteri; Clupeiformes; Clupeidae. The transcript is spliced from 2 exons. The record is from RefSeq and is a predicted model, not a curated record. Gene Ontology annotation, molecular function: RNA polymerase II cis-regulatory region sequence-specific DNA binding; DNA-binding transcription factor activity, RNA polymerase II-specific. Gene Ontology annotation, biological process: regulation of transcription by RNA polymerase II. Bases 414 to 1535 code for a protein of 373 amino acids.
AGCCUAAUAGCUAUUUCAAGAGAAGCGAGUGCAGGGCUCAGGAAUAUUUCGUGAUGGAUUUUGACUCGUUUCCUCAUGCCUGAAAUUAACAUUUUGGAAUAUAAAUUGAAACAAGGUUUUUUUAAAAGGUUAUCUUUUAAGUCAUUCAACUCUUUCCGGAAUUGUACGGCGUUUAGGACCUGUUUGACAUCAGAUGAUGGCGAAGGGAGUCAAUUUCGCUUUGAUGUUGAAGUGUUAGUCAGAGGAUUUAAAUUAAAAUAAGCCCACCGCAACCAUCACAAUCAGUAAUUUUAUGUCAUUUGUGUCUGUUCUGAAAAUCGUGAACAACAGUGAAACUCCUCCAGAUAACAAAUUAGAAAAGUUGAGUGAUCAAUUGUCUUGUAGCCUAUCGUUUCCUACUGUUCCCGACUUUCAUGAAAAUGUCCAAGAUUGAAAGAUUGAAUGCACGGGUUUCUAAACUGCUGACCGCAGCAGUCCACGAGGUGCUGGAGGUGGUAAAGGAUACGGUGUCGGAGUACCAAGAAAAAACCGCUCGAACUCAGAGGGAGAACGAGAGACUAAGGAAGAAACUCGAGACACUACAACAAUGGUUUGAUCGAGAAUUGUCACGGGUGUCCAGAACAUAUGCUCCACUGCAGGCUAGCCAAUCAGAGCAGUCCAAAUGCUCAUGUAAACAACUACCGUCCUCUGAGGCAUCGGGCAAGCUGGAGUCCAGAGCGACUUCUGCAGAUGAGGUGAAACAUCAUCUGGAGUUAAAGGUAGAGUCCACCGUCAGCGUUGAGCAGGUGUUUACACACUACAGUGAAGUGGCUCCUUCAUGUGUCACCGUGGUGGACACAGAAAGUGACAGCUCUGCUCACUCACAAUCUGUGAACUCGAAGGAAAUCUCAGCACAUGCUGAAAGUGUAGUGUUCCCCAAUGGACGCUCAUCACUGGCUAACUCCACCUCACCCACUCAGCAAGGGAUGCCUGCCGACGUCAAUAUCAUCAAAGCGGAGCCCGACCUUCUGGAAUAUUCCCUCUCCCGGCAACCCGUGCCUCCACACCAGCUUUACGACCACGAGGAACCCACCCCAGAUUAUGCCCCCAACGCAGCACAGAACAAUGUCCAGGAGUUAGAUCUCCUGCAGCACAGCUCUGAUACUUCAGAAGUGCCACACUACAUCCAUUCUGACACACUCAAUGCCUUUGUGGAGUCGUUCCCCCUCAAUCAGGCCCAGCAGCAGCAGCAGCAGCAGCAUCAGCAUCGGCGUUUCUCUGGCCGAGAGGAGAGCCACCGCUGCCUGCUGUGCGGCAAGACCUUCAGUCGGCUGAGUGGCCUUCGCAUCCACCAGCGCUGCCACACGGGCGAGAAGCCGUACACGUGUGGCCACUGCGGCCGGCGCUUCAGCCACGCCGGGGACCUGCACAAGCAUAAACGUGUGCAUACUGGUGAGCGGCCGUACGGGUGCCAGCAGUGUGGCAAAAAGUUCCGACAGUCCACCCACCUCAAGAAGCACCAGAGGAUCCACAGCUACCGCCACCUCAGCUUCUGAGAUCUCCUGUUUCAAAACGGACACCUUACUUUAGAUAGACAAUAGGAGUGAUUAAUGUAAAACAAUCUAGACUGGAGUAACUCAAAAUUAGGCACCUCCGAUAUGUUUAGUAUUCUAAAGAUGUCAAAUAGCUUGUUAUAGUUACCAAAAGGAUUGCUAAGGAGCCAAAAGUUAACUCACAUGGAUAGCUAUACUGUAAAAACUGUGCUCUUAUUAUACAACUAAACACGGCAAAAUACCUUUAUAACCCUUGAGCCAGCUGUGAUCUCAAUGGCAAUGCAGCAUUUGUAUGCACCUCCAACUGCAUAGCGUACCUGGUUACUGCCCAAAAAUGUUUGAAAAAAAGAAUAAACUGUUUACCUUUGGUGUGAAAAA